AUGGUUCUAGAUGAAAUGCUCUAUCUCAAUCUUGAUCGCCCCUCCAACUUGUCAAUGGUGGUGACGCCACCAGCAGAAAAUGACCCCCAGACAAAAGACUCCAUAUUUGCCGAUGAUCCCUUGAGGCGUAUCUACCGUCUCACCCCGACACCCACGAUCGUUUUGGAUGGCUCGCUUCGGAUACUUGAGGUUUCGGACAGCCAUCGUGCGCGAUUUCAUCAUGAUCGAAGCCAGCUAAUAGGCUCCAGCAUCGAUAAGGUAGCGCCAGAGAUUAUUCCCGUAUCGGAUAUGCUAUCCAUGACCCACGCGUUGGAUUCAGCCAUUGCCACACGCACCGUCCAAGUCCUCGGCUCUAUUAACCACUCGCUCCGAAUCACUCCAAUCUGGGAAGACGACAACCUGAUAUAUAUCUUGCUGGAGGUGCACGACGUCAAGCGGGAAAAUACUAGGCCGAAGCUCAACCAUGAAAGAUCCCUUAACGAGACCUACAAGAUUUUGAUCGAUACCGUGAAAGACUAUGGUAUCUUCAUGUUGGACACCGGCGGCCAUAUUAUGACCUGGAACUCCGGCGCAGCAAUUCUUAAGGGUUACACUGCAGAUGAAGUCAUUGGUCAACAUUUUUCUAUAUUCUACGGACGAGAAGAUCGCCAGAAGGACAAACCAGCACGAGAGCUCGAAGUAUGUUUGCGGGAAGGCAAAGUAGAGGAUGAAGGGUGGCGAUACCGCAAAGAUGGUAGCCGCUUCUGGGCCAACGUCAUGGUCUCACCUAUCUAUCAAUCGGAUCUCCAUAUUGGCUUUGUCAAGGUAACUCGUGAUCUGACAGAGCGCAAGGCUGCCGAGGCACGACUCAUAGACGCGUUCGAGGAGUCUUCGAAGCUCAAGACCGAAUUUUUGGCCAACAUGUCGCACGAACUCCGCACUCCCAUGAACGGGAUGUUCCUUGCGUUGACGAUGCUGACUAGGACCGAACUCAAUGAUGAUCAACGGGAAUUUUCGUCCAUUCUGGAGGACUCGACAUCGAUUCUUUUGCAAGUUAUCAAUGACAUACUGGACUACUCAAAACUGUCAUCUGGUUCAUUUUCACUUAACGUCGACGUGCUAGAUGUGCCCAGCGUGGUCAGCGCUGUCAUACGGAACUGCCAAUCAGCAUUGAAGCCCAGCGUUGUAUUGACAAGCUCAGUCGAUGCGGACUUUCCACAGAAUCUCAAAGGUGAUCCACUGCGCUUUCGACAAGUCCUCCAGAAUCUCGUCAGCAACGCCGUGAAGUUUACGGAGGAAGGACAUAUUCACGUCAUUUCUUCUUUCCAGUUGAAUGAAGCGGACCAUCAAUCUUACGACAUUUCUGUGCAAGUGGUGGAUACUGGCAUUGGCAUUCCGGAGGAAGUCGCAGGAAGCACUCUUUUCACCCCGUUCACUCGGUUUGCAGACACCACGACGAGGCAAUAUCAGGGAACUGGGCUUGGACUUUCAAUUUGCAAGAGUUUGGCGGAGCUGAUGGACGGGGCGGUCGGAUUCCAUCCAAACCCUGAGCGCCCAGGGAGUGUUUUCUGGAUAAAAGCCAAGGUGGGACGUAUUGGUAUGCCGUCCUUACAACCACGACUGAUCACACCAGCCCUGGGAACAUCAUUCGACCCGUCGAAACUCCUCGAAAAAGUCGCUCCACAGAAACAAAUUCUUCUUGUUGAAGACAAUAAAGUUAACCAGAUCGUCAUGAUCAAGCUAUUGGAUACCCUCGGCUUCGGUCGCGUGGAUGCGGCCUGGGAUGGCGCCGAGGCUGUGCGCAUGGUAAAACAGAAGCCUUUUGCGUACAAUGUGAUCUUGAUGGAUAUUAGCAUGCCUAUUAUGGAUGGCAUGAAAGCAACCGAGCAUAUCCGCCAGAUCAACAACGACGUUCCGAUUAUUGCACUGACCGGUAAUGCCUUAAAAGGUGACGCCGAGAUCUACCUUGCAAAGGGCAUGAAUGAUUACAUUGCUAAACCCCUUCAUCGUCGACAGUUGGUUGAUAUAUUGUGGAAGUGGUGUGGGUCAUAG
Molecule: messenger RNA, 2031 nt
Organism: Penicillium taxi
Lineage: Eukaryota; Fungi; Ascomycota; Eurotiomycetes; Eurotiales; Aspergillaceae
Gene: fos-1
Product: sensor histidine kinase/response regulator Fos-1/TcsA
Exons: 1
Coding region: 1-2031 (676 amino acids)
Biological process (GO): phosphorelay signal transduction system; phosphorylation
Molecular function (GO): phosphorelay sensor kinase activity
Source: RefSeq, a predicted model, not a curated record